This is a messenger RNA of Aureobasidium melanogenum CBS 110374, 2268 nucleotides long. RefSeq lists its product as uncharacterized. The coding region runs from base 1 to 2268 and encodes 755 amino acids. Gene Ontology annotation, biological process: ubiquitin-dependent protein catabolic process; mitotic cell cycle checkpoint signaling; protein ubiquitination. The record is from RefSeq and is a predicted model, not a curated record. Gene Ontology annotation, cellular component: nucleus. Gene Ontology annotation, molecular function: protein binding; metal ion binding; ubiquitin-protein transferase activity. NCBI's taxonomy places the organism in Eukaryota, Fungi, Ascomycota, Dothideomycetes, Dothideales, Saccotheciaceae. The transcript is spliced from 3 exons.
AUGACGGACAAAGCGAGCGAGGGAGGGCGCGAUUUAGAUCUGGAAAAGGAGUUGUCAUGCUCGAUCUGCACCGACGUCCUCUACCGGCCACUGACGUUACUCGACUGCCUUCACAGUUUCUGCGGAAGUUGUUUGAAAGAAUGGUUCGCAUGGCAGUCUUCGUCGAAGAGCCAUGUGUACUCAUGCCCAGCAUGUCGAGCUGUCGUGCGCGACACCAGGCCGAAUGCGACCCUCAGCACCCUGCUUGAUAUGUUUCUGCAGGCUCAUCCUGACAAAGGGAAGACCGCUCAGGAGAAACUGGACAUGGAUAAGACGUACAAGCCUGGAGACGAUGUUAUACCACCAGUAGACCUGGGACAGGUAUCAGACGACGACGAAGAUGAGGAGGAACAACAGAUGCUGGCUCAGGCGCGCGAACUGAGUCUCAACGACGUGGGUCUUGGGAACCGCUCAACUCCUGCAGAACAUCAGAGGCAUACACGCCAGAAUCGCCGUCGCGACGACUCGCCACGAUCAGCCCAAGUCGACGCUCUGUCGCAUCAGUCCAGUAUACGCUCGCUUCUGAGCCAGUCAGAUAUGGACUUGGGUGACAUGGAAGAUGAGAUUAUGCGUCAUAUCAUUGAUCAUGGCCUUCUGGAUGGUGUCGAUCUCAACAAUCUGACUCCAGACCAAGAAGACGCCAUCACUGACUCCAUCGCACGAGCAUAUCGUUCUCGCCGCCGUCAAGAUCGCCGUGAUCGUCAUCAUGAUCGUGACCGCUCUGCUGCUCGUCCCUCUCCACGAACAUCUACUCAUCCCCAUCGGUAUUCUCCUUCAGACACAUCCUAUAGACAUUCUCCUUCAAAUACAUCCCAUCGUCGGACUACUUCAACUACCACGACACUUAGCCAGCAUGCCUUGGCCUCUGUCGAGAGUCAACUCUCACCAGCCAGACGCCGUGCUGCUUCAGCCCAUACCUCUCGUCGAAUCGAUACACCAGCCGAUCGGCACCGCCAUCUAGCCCCUGAUUCGCCUUCACGGCCUUUGAAUCAUAGCUCGCCUGCUCUUCCCGUCCUCCCUCAAGAACAGCAGGUGACGGAUGUUCCUGCUCCUUCUAUCAUUUGUUCGAGAUGCGAGAAACCUGAUAUACAAUACUCGCUAUAUUACAAUUGUGACAAGUGCUCCAAUGGCAACUUCAAUCUGUGUCUUGGGUGUUACCGCGCAGGGAAAGGCUGUUUGAAUUGGUAUGGGUUUGGUCGUGCCGCUUUAACUCGCUACCUUACUCAGGCAGCCUUUAAUUCUGACCACCCAGAUCACGACCCACCUCAUGUCUUGUCUGCUAGACGAUACGAUCAAAACACUGCACGCCUAGAGUCAGGCCUGUUUUGUGAUGGAUGUCAAGCAUUUGCGAAUACGUGUUACUGGCAUUGCUAUACAUGCAACGAUGGAGCAUGGGGUUUUUGCAAUGCCUGUAUCCAACAAGGCCGACAUUGUAUUCAUCCACUAACCUCUGUAGCGCAUGUCACGCAUGUGUCAACUUCUUCACAACGACACUCGCCGUCCGAGCUAUACCCAUCGCCUCUGACACCGACUAGCUCUGCCUUUCACUUUAACGUCCCUUCAGCGUCUAUACCUCUGCUUCCACACGUGCCGGAUCCAUCUUCCUACACUCCGAUACCCCUAUCUUCCUACUGCGAUGUGUGUCACUAUUCUAUCCCUCCUUCGCACGCUCGUUUUCAUUGCAACACAUGCAAUAAAGGUAACUACGACAUUUGCAACUCCUGCUACCACUCGCUCGUCAACACGGGCAAGAUAGCCCGAGAGAAUGGACCUGCGGGCUGGCGACGCUGCCUACGUUCACAUCGCAUGAGUAUCGUCGGAUACGAAGACAGAGAAGGCGGAUCUCAUCGCGUGGUAGUCAAAGAAAUGGUCGGCGGGUGGGCUCUCAAGGACGACAUGACCACCAGGGCCACAGCCACAGGUUCAUCCCCACAGCGCCAGCACCAAGACCACUGGCGCUGGAAAGAAGACGACGGCACUGCCAAAACCGUAGCGUCCUCAGCGAACCUAUUCGUUUCUUCACCACAUGCAUUCCCACCUUCUGGGGGCAUAGGACUCAAAGUUCAAGCUUUGUGGUCUUACUUCCCCAGCGAUGAGGUACAAGAUGAACUCCGUUUCCCGCGCAAUGCGAUAAUUACCGAGGUGGAGGAUAUCAACGGGGACUGGUUCUGGGGGGUAUAUUGUGGAGGCAAAGGACUGUUUCCGGGGAAUUACGUUAGGGUCGUAUGA